Messenger RNA from Symbiodinium pilosum, 1152 nucleotides. Lineage: Eukaryota; Dinophyceae; Suessiales; Symbiodiniaceae. The record is from the annotation of a GenBank genome assembly.
AUGUGGGGCCUUCGUUUGCUGGAGCUUUGCCUCGUGUUUCGCUUGGCCCAUAGCCGCAAAAAGAACCCUGGCUGGCGCGAUGGCCACUAUCCCUAUCAGGACUUGAUAUCAGAGACAGUGGCAUACUGCUACACUUCCCUCGUGCGGAAUUCGAGCUGCUGCCUCGACGGCCAUUACGCCCCUCAUGUCCGGAAGGCACUUGUGCGACGAGUGGGUGUUGGGUGGUGGUGCGGCAAGGAGUGCUACGACGACAAGAAAGGCUAUCGCGGAGAUGAUUUGCUUUGGGGCCCUCGGGGAGCGACCUGUGAAUCCCCACGACUUUUAUGGAUACAUGGAGGAAGCUGGGAGUAUGGAAGCCCUGACACAUUGUCUUAUGGCCAGCUGGCCUCUAAGCUGGCGGGUCUUUCUGGGGCCGUCGUGAUGGUCCCGGACUAUCCUCUGGCACCCCUGGGGACGUAUUCCAUUAUCAUGGGAGCUGCGCUUGACGCUCUUCGCUGGCUUGCAGAGGCACCGCUGAAGGAAUUAGGCCUCAACUGCCCACCAGGUUCAGCGCCUUUGCUGGUGGGAGGUGACUCUGCAGGUGGUGGCACAGCAGUCUCAUUGACCUUGAAGCUGAAGAAGGACGGAGGCUGGAGUCCAGGAGAAAACACACAGUCGAGGCCAGAGGAGCUGCCCGGUGGUCAGAUUCUCGCCGGAGCGAUUUUUUUCAGUCCUUGGACCAACUUGAAGUGUGACACGCCAGACUACUAUUACAAUGCUUUCGCAAAGAUUGUUGACAAGAAGGCUUUCAAGGAUCCAGAUUCAGGAGUGGCCUAUGUGGGCGACCUGAUGUUUCGUGGCCAUCCUGAGGAGAACUUGGAUGAGUUCACAGCAAAUGCAAAGAGCUAUGUGGGGGAUGAUCAUAGCUUGCUCACGGAUCCAGUGGCCUCGCCCUUCUUUGCAACAGUGACAGAGCUGGGAGGUGGUGGCAUUCCUCCCUUGUUUUUUGCCGUUGGUGGCUCCGAGUCCAUCCUUGGAGACAGCAUGAUCUUGGCCCAGAAGGCUGCCUUCUAUGGCACCAGUGUGCAUCUGGAUGUCCACGUGGGCAUGUGGCACGACUUCCCCAUGUAUUCUGAAGGUUGUGGAAGCGGCUCACCACUUUGGCAGGCGUGA